UACAUUCCGGAAAUAUGGCGCCCGAAUGAAGGACGCUGAGUGUGAGUGUCUGCCAGAUCUGUCGUGUUUCGCACAUAUUCGCACAGCCGGUCCGACGAGGUCGGCUCGCCCGUACGCAGAAUGAGUAAUAUGUCGCCGUUUGGUGGCGGCAAGAACCCACCUUGGGUCCGCAAUGCAGGACAAAAUAUACAAAAUAUCCAACAACAAAUGUUGGGCCAAGCCAUGGGCAGUAUCGGAGCUCAGCCUAUGGUGCAGUAUCAACAGCAAACCCAACAAGUCUACCAACAGAGUCUAGGAUUGCAGCAACCCAACAUUACCAUGGCAUCCAUGGCAACUCUCGGCUCAAAUUUACCAUCGGGUAUAGCAGGACAACUAUAUCCUCAAGUCGCUACAGUUUCUUACCCAACCCCACGGGCAUUAAACACAAACGCUUUUCAACCCUCUGUAGCCGGUGUUCCACAACAGGUACAACAGAACGUACCUUCGUCAUCGACAAAACAGAGAGUUUUCACGGGUACUGUUACUAAAGUACACGAUAACUUUGGCUUUGUAGAUGAAGAUGUAUUUUUUCAAACUAGUGCGUGCGUAAAGGGAUCUAAUCCCGUUGUAGGAGAUCGUGUGCUUGUAGAAGCGUCGUACAAUCCUUCAAUGCCGUUUAAAUGGAAUGCCACUAGAAUACAAGUGCUGCCCAUGGGUAAUAAUAGCAACAGUGCAAACACUCAGCAAACUAAUCAGCCAAACCGUCAGCAACAGCAGCAACAGCAACAGCCAAAUAGGACAUCAGGCACUUACAAUGCUGUACCUCCUCCCACAGAAAAUCCUAAUAACAGUAGGUUUACAUCAAGUACAACAAAUUCCAAUUCUACCAGCAACCGUAACAAAGUCAGUAGAGUGCGAGAAAGAUCUCCUCGUGAACGGAGAAAUGACGACGAGGAAAUAGAAAGAAAAAGGCGUCGCGAAGAGAGAAUAAGAGAACGCGAGAAGAAGGAGGAUCGAAGCCCGUCGAGGACUAGGAGAAGCAAAUCGCCAAGACCACGCCGGCGUACGCGAGUCGUGCCGCGUUACAUGGUGCAAAUACCGAAAAUUGCACUUGAUUUGCCUGAAGCAGAUGUUCUUGAAAUAAGAAGACGCUAUCAAAAUAUGUACAUUCCUAGCGACUUCUUUUCCACUAACUUCAGAUGGGUCGAUGCCUUUCCACCGCAUAUGCCAUUUACUCUUAAUAAACCGUGCUCCUUCCAUGUUAUGCAUAAAGACGUCGAUCCGUGUAAUGAAAAUACAGCAGUACUUGAACCAUCGGAUGCUGAUUAUCUGUUUUCUGCGAAGGUCAUGCUCAUAUCCAUGCCCGCCAUGGAAGAGAUAUACAAAAGAUGUUGUGGUGUUUCCGAAGACAGAGAUCCCGAUCGUGAUUAUGUUCAUCCUACACGCCUUAUAAAUUUCUUAGUAGGCUUACGAGGCAAAAACGAGACAAUGGCCAUAGGUGGCCCAUGGAGUCCUUCGUUAGACGGUCCUAAUCCUGAAAAGGAUCCGUCUGUGUUAAUUAGGACGGCUGUGAGGACCUGUAAAGCACUUACCGGCAUAGAUUUGUCCAGUUGCACUCAGUGGUACCGCUUCCUGGAACUCUACUACAGACGCGCAGAAACGACCCACAAGUCCGGGCGAGUGGUACCCUCUCGCGUUGAAACCGUCAUACUAUUUCUCCCAGAUGUUUGGAGCUGUGUACCUACCAGAUUGGAAUGGGACGGGCUGCAACUCAACUAUAAGAAACAACUGGAGCGAAAGUUGCUGCGUGCUGCCUCUAAUCCCGACGAUUUGGACGCUGCCAAUGAAACUGAUGAGGCUGCCGCCGCUGAUCAAAAGGACGAUUCGAUGCCUGAGAAAAAGGAUCCCACGCACUAUUCCGAGCUAGAUCCCAAAUCGAUGAAUGUGAACGAAUUACGUCAAGAACUGGCAGCUCGUAAUUUAAGCUCGAAAGGCUUAAAGUCACAAUUGUUAGCUAGACUUUUAAAGGCUGUAAAGUCCGAGCAAGCCAAAGAAGAAGGUCGGCAAGACGAGGCGGAUGAAAACGAAGAAGACGUCCCGCCGUCAAAGGAAGAAGAAGAUAAAAAAUUCAGAGAUAAUAAAGAUCAUGAUGAAGAUAAGAGAAAACUUUAUGAACGUGAACGUACUGUACUCGAAAAGAGGUAUACCUUGCCCGAUUCAUCGCACAUUAUUGUUCAUCCCUCUAGAAUGGCCAAGAGUGGAAAAUUUGACUGUACAGUUAUGUCCUUGAGUGUGUUAUUGGAUUACAGACCAGAAGAUACCAAGGAACAUUCUUUUGAAGUAUCUCUCUUUGCGGAACUAUUCAACGAAAUGUUAAUGCGGGAUUUUGGUUUUCGCAUAUAUCGUUCGUUAUCUAGUCUCCCUGAAAAAACUAAGGAAAAGGACGAAGAUAAGAAGAAAGAUAAGAAAGAUGAUAAGAGAGAUGAUAAGAAAGACGACAAGAGGAAGGAAGAUGAGAAGAAAUCUAAUAAGAAGGAUGAAAAACGAGACGAUAAGAAAAGAGAAGAAGCCAAGGAUAAGAAGGAUGACAAAGAUGCAAAAUGUAAAGUAGACGACAAAGACAGAGAAAAGGAGAAAAAUGACGAUGAAGAAGAAGAUGAAGAUGAUGAAUCAGAUGAUGAUGAUUCUGUAAAAGACGGUAGGAGGGACAGGGAUAAAGACGGAAAGAAAAGGAAAACAAAAUUAUAUACACAUGAUCCUUACCUUUUACUCUCUUUUGUAUAUUUCGAUCAGACGCAUUGUGGAUAUAUAUUUGAUAAGGAUAUUGAAGAACUUAUUUAUACUCUCGGAUUGAAUUUGUCAAGAGCUCAAGUACGGAAAUUAGUACAAAAAGUCGUUACAAGAGAUUCUCUGCAUUAUCGAAAAUUAACAGACAAAUCAAAAGAGGAUGACUUAAAGGAUGAGAAGAAAGACGAUAGAGAAAGCGACAAAGGUGAAUCAGCUAAAGGAGAGAACGAGGAGGAUAUAUUGCGUUCGCUUGCUCUCGGAAAUAAAAAAUUAUUACCUGUAUUUGUGGGUAGCGGACCGCCCUCAAAAAGAGCGCGAAGAGAAGAUUGUAUCUUAGAAAAAGCUAACGAAGAAACGAUUCCGGAAGGUAUCGUUAUGUACAAAGGCUCUUUAUUAGAUGUAGAAAAACUUGUCAGUCAGUUGAAAAGAUCUGAGAAAGCACGUUUAGAUACCGAGGAUCGUAUGAUGGAAUUGCAGCACGAACUAACUGUAGUCAACGAGAAAUCGAUAAAACAAACUAAUAGUAUUAAAGGUCUUUCUGAAGACUUGAAAAUGUACAAAGAUAAAUUACGGAGCUCAGAUGAAAAGCUCAAGAAAACUUCUACGGAUUGCCAUACUUACUUGACUGCGAUAAAGAAUAUGUACCAUGUAGCGACCAAAGCGUUGCAGAGUGAGAGAAAAGUAGAGGUAGUAGAAAUUCAAGAUGAAAAAGUUAGUGGAGAGAUAAACGGCUCCGAGAUGGAAAGUAAAUUUAAAACUGAUACCAGGUGGGGAGAUAACAAAGUCCAAGUGAAAAAGGAACCCAUCGAUGUAGACAAGGAUAAAAAAUCUGACAAUAAAACUUCUGUCAAGAGAGAAAUUGUCGAGGCGGAUAAGGAGAAGAAAUAAUUACAUUAGCUAUUUAUCAUAAUAUAGACACAUACGCACCAACACGAAUAAAAAAAGUUAAUCUUAUUUCACAAAUACGUGUGUGCAUGCACGUAUGCUGUUAGUGAUUAAAAAAAAGAAAAAUAAAACAGAUGCAAGUAUCAAGUGGUUUAUCCAACACCAAAAUUAAGUGAUUGGGACUCGAUUUUGUAACUUUUUUCACUCGAGUGAUAAUAUAUUGUGGCAUCUUCAGUAAUAAAAAAAAAAGAGAAGCACUUCAAUCAUGCAUAACAAUUCAUAGGGCUGUCGUUAAAAUAUCUUACGCAAUUUUUUGCAUUAUUCAAAAUAAAUAGAUAAAUUUUAAAAAGGGCUUAUAAAGUACCAUUGAUCUGCCAUUAAGUGCCAGAUAUUGAUACACCGAUAUUUAUCAUUAUAGAUUCAAAAGUAUGUCAACAUUAUAGUUAUUUAACUCAAAUAAAAAGAUUUUUACUGGAAAUAAUAGUACACAAACAUGAAAAAGAUUGCGUUUUAUUAUUUUACUGCGUAUCAUUAUUUCACUGCUUGUUCAUCUUAC
This is a messenger RNA of Trachymyrmex cornetzi, 4207 nucleotides long. RefSeq names its product cell division cycle and apoptosis regulator protein 1. NCBI's taxonomy places the organism in Eukaryota, Metazoa, Arthropoda, Insecta, Hymenoptera, Formicidae. Gene Ontology annotation, cellular component: nucleus. Bases 121 to 3654 code for a protein of 1177 amino acids. The transcript is spliced from 15 exons. Gene Ontology annotation, biological process: regulation of DNA-templated transcription. The record is from RefSeq and is a predicted model, not a curated record.